Blepharisma stoltei is the source of this 4812-nucleotide messenger RNA. Lineage: Eukaryota; Ciliophora; Heterotrichea; Heterotrichida; Blepharismidae. The record is from the annotation of a GenBank genome assembly.
AUGAUAAUCAAAAGACUUUUUUCCAUAGAGAAGUGAAAAGCCUUUACGGUCAAUCAGCUGAGAAUGGAAUUAAAGUCAAGAAAUCUUCCAGUCUAUGGCUUAAAAGAUCAGUUAAUCGAAAGAAUGAUGAAAUAUGAAAAUAAUCUUAAUGAAAGUAGCAAGUCAGAAAGCACCAUGGAAAAUCAAUCUUCUCAGCAAGAACCAUCUAAAAGCAUUACCAGAAAAAGAAAAAUACCUAGCCAAUCUCUUAUUGACGAUGCAUUAAAUUAUAAUACCCAAUCUUUCUCAAUUGAUCUAAAUAAGCCAAAACACUUAAAUGGCCAUCCAGAUCCUUAUUCUCAAAAAGUUUUAAACAUACAAAAAUUGAAUGAGGAAAUUGAUUUUAAAGAUAUCAUUACAUACCUUGAAAUGACUGAAGAAAAUAAAAUAUAUGACGACAAAUUGUGAAAAUUAAUAGAUGGAUUAUCAGAUAUUCUCCAGGUAUCUUUAUACAAUCUUGGAAUCUUGCAAUCCAUAGAUCGCAACAAAUUUAAGGAGUUUUUACAAAAAAUACCAAUUUCAUCUUUAGAUGCCAGAAGAACGAUUAAAAUUGUAAGAGCAAUCUUAACAAUUAACGAAGUUAGCUAUAGCUUAAAUGAAGUUGAAGCAACUUCUAGGAGUUGAACUCAUGCUAUAGUUCGGCAUUUAAUAAAUUCAAUCAAUGACUUAGACAUGAUGGAUUUAGCUUUUAUGAGAUAUUUAGGCAGAGAUAACUUCGAUUAUCCUCAAGUUGUUUAUGAUCAAAUUAGUAAUGCUUUUGUUGAAAAAUUAAUAAAUACUUCAGAUUUCAGUCAUUAUACUGACUCCCCCUCUCAACCAUGAGCAAGAAAAAUCAAUGGAAAAAAUCUUUUUUUUUGGGAAAAAGCCACAUUCUGAGAAUAAAAAUAAUUUAAAACAAAUUUUAAUAUAUAAGUGUUAUAACCCAGGAGCGAUUUUUGAUCGCCCUGGGCUAUAAGUAAUAUAAUGAAAUCUAGUUAUUUUUGCUCUCAUUUUUAAUUAACUUGCAUUAUAAAGCAUAAAUAUUAUAAUUAAAUUAGAUUUGAUUAGAUUAAUGAUGAGUAUUUAUAGUCCCCACUUCCUAAGCACCGUGCAUUCCGCAGCGACUUAAGUCGCUUCGGGGUGGGCUCCCUCAAGGCAACUUGAGCCCGGGUUGAAACCCCCGGUUUCUCGGUAUUGAUAUUUCUCUCCUGAUCCGGAUGACCUGGAUUUUGACGGGAACCACCGUUUCCAACUCAAGCGCCAGCAUUACCAAACCCUGCGUAGCUCGGCUAGAUCACCCCUUUGAGGGAUCCUUUUAACUGGAGAGACUUACGCCUCUGAGAUCUCUGUCGAGCCUGGCCUUCCCCUCUUUUCCGAUUAUCUCCGAGAAAGAACUCAACCCUUACGGGAUUCGGGACGAAGCCACCAAGUAGCCUAAGCAGGUAACUACCUUGCAUCUGCCUGUGCCUCGGUGCUACUGGCACAAAGAAUGUGAAAAACUGCUGCCCGGGCCAAGCCACAAAAUCAGCGGAAAUUGUGCUGAGCUCUCGCCUCAAGGCUAGCCCUUCUCUUGAAUAGCUCUCCUUAUCCAAAAAUCACGUCCGGUAUGCAUAAGGACGCUUGCCACGGAGGGUCGGGGCGCUCGUCUCCGGCCAUUUUAUGUAUAUUAUAAUUAAAAUUAAUUUUUUGUUUCCUUGGGCGUUUUAAAAAAAUUUAACAAUGGUGUUAAUUACAAAGGGGAGAGUGAGCAGGAAUUAUUAUUGCUUCUCAAAAAUCUACCACCUUUUGAAAAGUCAAAUCGUAAUCUUAAUUCAAGUAUAAGUAAGAUAUUACCACUUAUACAUGAUAAAUUCAAAAAUGGCAGAUUCUAUGAUAUAUGCAUUGCAGUGUCGAACAUAAACAAUUAUCGUGUGCCGGUGCCUACUCAAUUAAUGAUUGAAAUAAAUAGAAGACAGCUAGAUAAUUGAAUAUCAAAAAAGGCUACCCAUUUUAGCUUAAUGAUGGAAGUAUGCUUUAUUUUACACAAAAAUGAUUUUUUAUCUUUAAGCGUCUUAAAUGAAGUAAUUAAGGCUGCAGAAAAUUUUAUUCAAAACGAAGGACUUUUGCAGAAAACUGUUGAAUUUUUUUACAAUUUGUCGCAAGCCAAGCCAUAUCCUCCAAAAUUAGAGUUAGAAAAAUUUAUUGCUAAAUUUUUAGAACUUCCACAUGAGCAAAUUACAGUUAAUUGUCUCAUGGCUCUCGCAAUAAGUUCACUCCAAGUUGAUGCAGGAAUUAACGAUCUUUCAUUGAAUCUAAUCAAUACAUUAAUAAAAAAGCUUCAAGAAUCUCCAAUAAGUAUCGAUCAAAGAAUUGGAGAGCAAUUACUAUGGAAAAUUCUUGAAUUAGUAAAGGAGAGGCCAAUUUUUAAUUAUCAAGUUGACUCCUCAUUACCACCUAUUAAAGAAGAGAUCAAAACUGUAGCCCUUGAGCUUCUAAAGCAUUUGAAAGAUAACCCAGAAUGCAAAAAAUUGGUUUAUGAAUAUUAUUUGAGCAUGCUUACAAACACAAUCCCAGCUUUGGAUAUCCUCACAAGUAGUCCUACAACUUUUACUGUAGACAUUUAUGCAAAGCUUAUAUGGGUAUACCAAGCGCAUUUAUCACCAAGCAUGAUUUCAAAGUCAAUCUGGAUGUCACUAGAAUUACUAGAUAAAAGCUCUGCGAACCCAGAAACCAUUUUUUAUUUAUCUUCUGUACACAGUCAGCUCGCUCGCUCCAAAAAAAUUGACAAAACUGAGCUCAGGAGUUUAAGGAAUGAAAUUUUGAGCCUCGCUUCUAGCUUUAAAGAGUACUCGUUCGCAAUUCAAUAUAAUUUAUUUGAGGUCCCUCCACAAAAUAUGCAUAAAUUUAUUACAAAAACAAGGUACCAGAACUUAUAUGGGGAGCCUUUGAUCAAUACUAUUAUUAUGCUAGGAAAGAUAGGAGAAUAUCAAACAGCAGCUCGUCUCACUGAAAAUUUAAGCUAUAUUCAAAACAAACAUCCUCCUAUUGCAAAACCUGUAAUAAAGGAAUUUGUGAAUUGGCUCAAUAAGCUAGUAAGUCACGAUUUGCAAUAUGAGCCUCUUUCAAUAUUUUUAGCAAAUUGCCUUGAUGACGAAAAUCCUGCUCUUGUCAAAAUAAUAUGUCAAUUUAUCGAUAAACAUGCAGAGGAAGACGAUAUCAGCGAAGAGUUCAAAGAAAAGCUUGAAAAAAUCAAUGCAAAUUUAUCUGGUGAAAGCAGAGGUAUAGAAUCAGAAGAAGAGAUCAAAGAACAUAUGAAUUUAUCGGCAAUUGAUAUUAAUUAUGAUACCCUAACUAUAUUGGAAACUUUGAUAAGCAAAAGGAUUUUUAUCAAAGAUUUGCCUCAAAAAUUUGAUAAAUUACUUUCAGAUACCACAGAGAAAGAAGAAUUAUUUGAAGUGAUUAAAAAAAUUCUGGAUUAUUUAUCUGUUGUUGGAGAUAAUGACAGGUUUGUUGAUAAAGUUUAUAAUAAAAUUGAUGGUCUCAAGUUAUGGUCAGAAGCUCCUCAAGAAGUAAUUGCCAGCCUUCUAUUUUUGAAUCUUGAUAAACUAGAUACGCUCUCUCAUUUGAUUCAAAAAUUCCUCCAUGCAAUUUAUGCGGGAGAGCCAGUAGAGUCUCCAGUGCUAAACCCUAAAUCAAAUAUGUUUUGCUUCCAGCCAUUCUUGCUAAAAUCAGUGUUGGAGCCAAGAUAUGUCCAAUCUAAUUUCAAGCCAAGAUUUCAAACUGAAGGCUUUGAAGUUUUAAAGGUUUCUAAGAUGACAGAGUCUCACAUUGCAUAUAAUUGGAAGGUCCAUGCUAUUUUAAAUGCCCUCAAUGAAAGUCCAACUGAAGAAAGCUUGCAAGCUGUUGCGUAUCAAUAUGAAAAGUGGGAUAAAAGAAGUUCAAGGAAAGAUUUUAAAUAUGAUUUCUUUAGAUGCUUAUUUCCCCAUCCGUGAGCGAACAAAAAAAUCUUGUUCGCUCACGGAGGGGGCUAUAGGCAUUUCACCUAUAUUGCCCGAUAUGGGCUUAAAUUUGAGAGCACUUCCUCUCAAGUUGGUUUGACCAACUUCGGUUGGCCAAGCCAGCCAGAGAGUUUAGGGAGUUUACCUCUCCUGUUGGUUUGGCUAACGUAAGUUGGCCAAACCAACUUGAGAAGAAGUGCUCUCAAAUUUCAGCCCAAAUCGGGCAAUAUAGGCGAAAUGCCUAUAAUUUUUUUUUAAAAAAAAUUAUAGAUAAAAAAUUUUUAUUCGAAAUUUAAAAAAAUCCCAUUUCGUAAAAAUUAGAAAGCAAAUAUUAAUUUAAUUUGCAAAAUGUAUGUUUUAAAACGCAAUAUGUUUAAAAAGCUAAUUAUCACUUAUAUAUCAAAAUUUUUUUUCCACAAAAACUUUUUCUAUUAAAAAAAUUUUGUUCGCUAACGGAGGGUGGAUUUUUCUAAUGGGUUUGUUAGCUCACGGAGGAGACAGGGAGUUAGGAGAAUCUCAGAAAGCUAAAAAAGAGCUCGAAGGUGAUAAAGAAGAUCCGAUAACAAAAUGGCGAGCAGAUGUGAUUUUGAUGAAAUAUAAAACUGUUGUCUUAUAUGCGCCUGAUGAAAAUAUGAUUUAUGAUGAAAAUGGCCAAGAAGUAGGGACAACAUACCUUAUUAAAGUCAUCCAAGAUCAGCUUGAAAAAAUAGGCGGUUUAAGGUGCAUUACUGUUAAAGCCAAAGAAUGGAAAGAAAUGGAUCAAUUUGCUCGAAAAGAAUAUGUUAAAAGCUUAGGCAUAGGUACAGAAACUAAAUAA